AUGUUUGUAACAACCGUAACAAAACCUGAGCGGCUGGGGCCAGUGCCCAGUGAUGUGGAGAAAAAAACGCAUCACGUCAAGAAUAGUGCCGGCAAGACGACCAAGUUUACGAAUCCGCAUGAGUCCUUCUCGCCUGUUCGCAUGGGGAUAUUGAGCACUUGGUUCGGCACCUCGCCAUUUCCUAAGCCGGAAAACGACGUUGUGGCCGUUGUGAAGCCGGAGUUUCUGCCCAGCAGGACCGGAGCACCUGGCAGUGAAGCUCUGAGAGCCACAUGGCUUGGCCAUGCAUGUUACUACGUGGAGUAUCCCUCAGGGCUCCGCGUGCUGUUCGACCCCGUGUUUGAGGACCACUGCGCACCCAUCAAGCGGGAUCUGUAUAAAAGAUUCACGCAACCACCGUGCAAGCUCUCGGAUCUGCCAUUUGUGGAUGCCGUAUGUAUCUCACAUUCGCAUUAUGACCACCUCAGCGUGGACAGUGUGAAGGAAAUUCGAGACAACUUUCCGCAGGCGCAUUUCUUCGUGGGGCUAGGUUUGAAGGACUGGUUUAUUCAGUCCGGGCUGGAAAAUGUCACCGAGUGCGACUGGUGGGAAGACGUAGAUCUGACACUGACGGUCAAGGACGGGUCGGCCAGCGAAAAAGAGGCGAACCAUGCCCCACAACAGCCCAUCACCGGCCGCAUCUCGUGUCUCCCCUGCCAGCACGGCUCCGGCCGCACCGGCUUCGACCGGGACAAGACGCUCUGGUGCUCGUGGGCCGUCUCCUCCUCGGGCGGCUCGUCCCUCGACGCCAACCAGAGAUCCGUCCUCUUCCUCGGCGACACCGGCUACCGCACCGUACCCAGGCUGCCGGCCGACGUCGACGACUAUGCGCACCCUCAUGACAAGCUCCCAACGAACCCGCAGUUCGCCCAGGUGGGCCAGCUCCGCGGGCCCUUCGACCUGGGCCUGAUACCCAUCGGUGCGUACGCCCCGCGGGCCGCGUUCUCGGGCGUCCAUGCCAACCCGUUCGACUCUGUGGAGAUUUUCCGAGAUACGAGGUGCAAGCGGGCCAUGAGUAUACACUGGGGGACGUUCAUCUUGACGACGGAGGACCUGCGCGAGCCACCGAAGUUGUUGAAGGAGGCGCUGAGGAGGAGGGGCAUUCCCGAGGAAGGCGUUUUCGAUGUGUGGGUCAGAAAGGGGUUCCAGGUCGGUCUUGAGCACUACUUGCUUUCUCAAGAAGGUGCUGGGGAGGAGGCAUAUUACAUGGUUAUCCUCCGAUGUCGGAUCCUCGAGUAUCCGGAGUUAGAAACCGGUGCAUACUACACGGUUUGGGUCAGACAACGACUGCAGGAACGUGAAGAUUCUAGGGUCGCUACCAAAGAACUAGGUCGAGACACGCAGCUGAAUCCUCUCCGGAAGCGGUCAGAAAAUGGAGGUACUAUAUCUUGGGUGUUUGAUAACUGGCUGUGCGAAGAGUGUUGUGCCGCCGUCGAUUAUCUAACAAGUCUUUCGAUUAGAUUAUCGGCCCAGUUUAUGUUGCCGAUCAAGGCCUUGAUCCGCGAAGUCGCGGAAUGA
Messenger RNA from Truncatella angustata, 1557 nucleotides. Its product is annotated as beta-lactamase superfamily domain-containing protein. Gene Ontology annotation, biological process: N-acylphosphatidylethanolamine metabolic process; N-acylethanolamine metabolic process. The record is from RefSeq and is a predicted model, not a curated record. The coding region runs from base 1 to 1557 and encodes 518 amino acids. Gene Ontology annotation, molecular function: N-acylphosphatidylethanolamine-specific phospholipase D activity. Gene Ontology annotation, cellular component: membrane-bounded organelle; cytoplasm. NCBI's taxonomy places the organism in Eukaryota, Fungi, Ascomycota, Sordariomycetes, Amphisphaeriales, Sporocadaceae. The transcript has 5 exons.